UAUUGUUGGUGAUAUGCUUCAUUCCCUCGUCUUUUGGCGCGGUAGUUCAUCAAUCUGAGGAGUGGAGAAGCAACAGAGCAGAGAAAAUUGUUGAUUGUUAGCAACUGCGUAUUUGGAAUGGAAAGCAAUGGAACUGAAUUCACUGGCAAACGCCAGAAAUUAGCUGUGGAAGAGCAGGGAAGGGAUACAGACAUGUCCAACGUUUUAGAAAACGAACAGUGUGAAACAAUCAUUAAGGGUUCCGAGGAGAUGGAAUCAAAUAUCGCUUGCCUACUUGAAAAAAUUGAAAGCUUCACACAGCUGGUGUCUGAACUGCUGGAGUCGGGAAAGACUGCGUUUAAAGAGCUUAUUAAUGAAUUUGAAGAGCGAAUUAUAGCCAUUCAUAAGGAUCACGUUGAAAAAUGGCAACAUGAGAUUAAAGAGCUGCGGUUGAUUGAUUCAUCAAAUGAGGAAGUCAGUACUAUUUUGUGCAAUGCUCGAAAUUUACUUCAGAAUGGUCAUAUCCAGUUUUGAAGUGCCUAAUUAAACCCACAAGGAGAUAAGUCAUUGGUGCAAUCAAAUGAGUUAGGCCAAUUAGUUUAGCAAUGGGAUUUGUUCCUUGAAUAUCUAUCUGCUUCUCACAAUAAAGUUUGAGCAGCUGAAAGGGUCAUUAGUGGGCUGUUUGCCUGUUUGGUAAUAACUUUGCUGCUUCUAAAUGAAUUUGCUUAUUCAUAUAAAAUGAACAAAUUACAUUUCUUUUGUU
Molecule: messenger RNA, 742 nt
Organism: Cucumis melo (muskmelon)
Lineage: Eukaryota; Viridiplantae; Streptophyta; Magnoliopsida; Cucurbitales; Cucurbitaceae
Exons: 6
Coding region: 118-513 (131 amino acids)
Source: RefSeq, a predicted model, not a curated record